AUGGCUCAACCUCAACCGAUAAUGUAUGGAUACCAGAAUUUCGCUCCACCGAGCGCGCAAAUUCAGCACGGACCACGUCGCGAGUCGCGAGACGUGAUGCGAAUUGAAGACCUUAUCAUUCACGAGUCUCAACCGCUCAGCCCUCAAACGGCAGCGACAUACAAUGCGCCGGAUAGUCAAUCAUCGUCGCGCCGCAACAGUGCUGCGCGAACCAGGAAGCGAACAUGUCCUCGCGAUGCGGCCCUCCUCGAGUUAUUCUACCAGAAGAACCACAAUCCUGAUAAAGAUCAGCGGAUGAUUCUUCUUUAUGAGACCGAAAUGCGCUUGUCGGAGAAAGAACUUCAAAUAUGGUUUCAGAAUCGCAGGCAGAGAGAUCGUGUUCGCCAAAAGGCGAAUCCAAAGGAGGUGUUUACCUUAUCGGAGACGAAACGGUCGGAUCGUAGACACAUCUGGCAGAGGAGCGCGAACAGGAGGACGGUGCUCGUGCCAGAAGGCCCGUGGCUCAUGUUCGAUUUCAGCCUGAACAAGCAGCACAAGAACCCAGUCACGUGA
Messenger RNA from Lithohypha guttulata, 552 nucleotides. RefSeq lists its product as uncharacterized. The transcript has 2 exons. Bases 1 to 552 code for a protein of 183 amino acids. Gene Ontology annotation, cellular component: nucleus. Lineage: Eukaryota; Fungi; Ascomycota; Eurotiomycetes; Chaetothyriales; Trichomeriaceae. The record is from RefSeq and is a predicted model, not a curated record. Gene Ontology annotation, biological process: regulation of DNA-templated transcription. Gene Ontology annotation, molecular function: transcription cis-regulatory region binding.